This is a messenger RNA of Lytechinus pictus (painted urchin), 4391 nucleotides long. RefSeq names its product choline dehydrogenase, mitochondrial-like. The record is from RefSeq and is a predicted model, not a curated record. Bases 158 to 1957 code for a protein of 599 amino acids. Lineage: Eukaryota; Metazoa; Echinodermata; Echinoidea; Temnopleuroida; Toxopneustidae. Gene Ontology annotation, molecular function: choline dehydrogenase activity; flavin adenine dinucleotide binding. Gene Ontology annotation, cellular component: mitochondrial inner membrane. The transcript is spliced from 2 exons.
GAGGAUGAACAAACACAUGCUUUGAUAUGACAUUGAGUUUCCUUUUGUCACAUGACAAAAGUAGAAAAUAUUCACCUUCAAACACGCACACAACAUCGAUGCAAAUAUUCUGCAUGCACAAUUUAUAAUUUGAGGGAAGUAUUUUCAUCAGAGCAACAUGAAUCUGACAUUCGCAAGAGUGAAGCAAGGCAUCACUAAGUUGAGGAAAUUACAUUUCCUCCCUGCUUCAUCAACGGCUCAACAAUGUAAAUCAUUGAGCGUUAAGACCGGGGUAUCGCAUGACGAGGAGUACACACAUAUUAUUGUUGGAGCAGGGUCUGCAGGAUGUGUUCUGGCCAACCGUCUCUCUGCCCAAUCUAGCAACAAAGUUCUACUGCUUGAAGCCGGACCGAGAGAUAACUCGCCGACGAUUCAGAUGCCAUCAGGCUGCAUAAUCGAUCUCGGUCGCAAAACCCACAACUGGUAUUAUCACACAGUACCUCAGAGGAAUUUGAACAACAGGAAAAUGUAUUGGCCAAGGGGUAAGGUUCUUGGUGGCACCUCCUCUAUCAAUGGGAUGGUCUAUAUGAGAGGCCAUGCUGAUGACUACGAUAGGUGGGAGAAAGAGGGCGCUAUAGGGUGGUCUUACGCAGAUUGUCUGCCAUACUUCAAACGUGCCCAGUGUCAUGAGAAAGGCGAGAACGAGUACAGAGGAGGGGAUGGUCCGCUUAACGUGUCCAGUGGUAAAUCAAAAAACCUUCUCCUAGAAACCUUCGUUAAGGCGGGUAUAGAAUGCGGAUAUCCGUACACACAAGACAUGAAUGGUUAUCAGCAAGAGGGAUUCGGAUUCCUGGACCUGACCAUACACAAGGGAAGACGGUGGAAUACAUCAAAUGCAUACCUUAGAUCAGAGGAUGUCCUAAAGAGGAAUAAUCUGAAGAUCCAACCGCAGUCAUUAUGCGAGAAAGUUAUUUUUGAAGGGACAAAAGCGGUAGGAAUAGAGUUCACCUGUAAUGGCAAAAAGAAAGUAGCAAGGGCAUCACAAGAAGUUAUUCUAUCCGGUGGAGCAGUGAAUUCGCCACAGUUGCUAAUGUUAUCUGGAGUGGGGGACGCAGAUGAACUUGGAGUGCUCGGUAUUCCAAUAGUUGCGAAUCUUCCUGGAGUAGGACAGAAUCUCCAAGACCAUCUCCAGCUUUACAUAUCCCAUGUCUGUACGAAGCCCGUUUCUGUUUACAUGCCCAAAUGGAAAAUGCCCCUAGCGAUGAUUUCAGCUGGUCUCCAAUGGCACAUGUUCAAGACAGGGGAUGGUACCACAAUUCAAUUAGAAGCAGGCGCGUUCAUAAGAAGCCACCCUGGGGUAAACCACCCUGAUGUCCAGAUGCACUUUGCGCCGGUGAUAAUGUACGAUCAUGGUCAAACACCUUGGAACUGUCAUGGAUUUCAAAUUCAAGUCAAUACUUUGAGGGAAACCAGUCGAGGCUUUAUCAAGCUUAAGUCCCGUGACCCAAAAGAACACCCCCUCAUUGAUCCCAACUACAUAGACACUGAAAUCGACCGGAGGGACCUACGGGAAAGUAUUAAGAUCACUCGAAAAAUCUUUGCGCAGACUGCCUUUGAUGAAUUCCGUGGGGAAGAAUUACGACCAGGUUCGUCUACCCAGAGUGAUGCUGAACUUGAUGCUUUUAUCCGAGCCAAAGCAGAGACUAUCUACCAUCCGUGUUGCACCUGUAAGAUGGGCUCUGAAGACGAUCCAAUGGCUGUCGUUGACAGCUCUACCAGAGUAUUUGGUGUGGAAAAUCUCAGAGUAGUUGACGCGUCCAUCAUGCCGAGUAUCGUGAGUGGAAAUACCAACGCUCCCACCAUCAUGAUUGCAGAGAAGGCAGCCGAUAUCAUCCUUGGUAAUAAAGGUCUUGAGCCAAUCAAUGUUCCUGUCUGGAGACCCGAAUCCGAAGAAACACACAUGGAUGUCAAACCUUAGGUUUUUCUUUGAAGUUUGGGAAGUAUUUUCUGAGUCAAGCCUUAAGUUGGGCACUUGGCUUUUUGCGAAAGGGGGAGGGGGCAGAGGCCUUUAUUUUUUAAACAAAAAAGAUAACGUACAUCCAUAUCAAUAAGUUACUCGUCAACUUGACUCACUUAGUUUCUCUAUUUUGCGAUAAUACUUCCUUUUUUCAGAGCAUGAGAAUUACAAUCAAGCGAUACAAAUCCCUUACUCUAUUAAUCAAUUGCUUUCUAUAAUCAUCAGCUUGAUCUUAUUUGUUUCACAUGCAAACGCGUAAUCUUCCGACCUUUCAUCAAAUACCCAAGCCCAUCAUUGCUUUUUCUCAUUAUAUUAUGCCACUGGAAGUCACCCAAGCUCAAAAACUUAAUCGAGUUUUAUUCAUUCAGCCCUGUAGAACACUGUUUAUUCAUAAAUUGUUAAAUUACAAAAUGAACUCGUAAUUUUCAUCGCAGUUUACCCUAAGGAGGCAUUUUAAAAAUAGUUUUUGUCAAAUUUAGGCAAACCAGAAAACGGCCAUUGACGAUAAUUGCGAUGCUUCUGUGAUGCGGGUUCUUGCCUCAAUGACUUUGUUCAGUGUUUGUUUCUCACGUGGAAUCUUAAAUCACUCUUCAUUAAUUAAGGCCUAUUUAUGUUCGAAUGAAAUCAUAAAGAGGCAUGUAGCAAAUAUGAUAAAUUUGAACAUCCAAGAUAAAUCAAGGUGUGAAGGAUUGUUUUGCAUAUUUAAAAACAUUCACAUAAACUGUCGAUUCACAAAUAAAAUUUAAAUUUACAUGUUUGGGCUUGAGGUGUUUAUUCCGCUCGCAGGCUUUUAAAGUUGUUCGGGCAACAUUUUUUUUUUAAUUGAACAUUUUCUAGGUUUCAUAGAACUGGAUACAUGGCACUCUUCAAUAGGGAGCAAGGGGCAACCGCCCUUGUUAAUUUUCCUGUAAUGAAACAUAACUGGGGGAAGAGGGAGAAAAGAGAAAAAAGAAAAGUAUGCUAAAAAAGAGAGUUUGGGGUCAUGUCACUAUACUACGUAGCCACGUUAGCUUGUCAUGCGCCCUUUCCUCUUAUAAUGAAUACUCUGGCGAUGCAACUUCCUUUCAAGUUCCUUUCUCAGAAUAUUCGAUCCCGCCCUCAGGAUAGAUCGUCAAAUCUAGUUACAGAGUUUAAAUAUGUUGUACUUGAUCUAUUGUUAUUAUUAUCCACGUCUCCCGCAGAGGAAUCGAACUGAAUCCUUUCAUUUUUUAAAGAUAAAACAAGCAAACAAAGAAACAGCAACAAAGACAUUAUUGAAUGCAUUGGAGAUCCACAAAAGCUCCUUCUUUAUUGACAAAACACAGCGAAAUAGAGUGACAUUUGAACCGAUGUUUAAAACAAGAUAUAGCUUCCUUUUUUUUUGGGGGGGGAGGGUCAAUUUCUUUCCGCCCUUCCCUUGGAGGUAGAAGCCGAGGCACCCGUCCUUCUUGCCCCCCACCCCUCUCCCUCCAAAUAUAUGCCACUAUUAUGUACCCCAGGGGAGAGCACUCUGAUUUGGAAAGGAUAUAGGGGUGUGCGGCCCCAUGCUAUAUCUGAAACCAUACCCCUAAGAACUGGGUCCGUAACACAAAGGUUAGCAAUUAGUUGUACGCUUGAUUUUCAUGAUUGAUUGUACACUGUUUUCAAUGGAAUCAAUCGUAGAAAAUGUUCUACGAUCAUUGCUAAGCUUUGUGUUACGGGCCACUGAAGUUGCUGUAAAAUUAGGGGCUUAAGAACCAGACGACCCUCUGCAAAUGGGGGUACCUGAGAACUGUUAUUUAACUAGAAAUGGGAAUCUAUGAGAACUGAAUCUUGAAAAUAAGGAACUUAUUAUAAACGGGGGGAAACGGGUUGGUCAAGGAAAAAAGGUGAACAUGAUGCUUCACAAAAAAAAGGUUAAAGGAGUGAAAUCUUUUCCAAAGUUAAUGUUUUAUAUAAUCUUGCAUAAAGCUGAUUUUAAGCGUUUGGUCAAUCGAACCAUUGUAAGUGGUACAUGCAACAUUUAGAAAAUAUUGUUACUUCUCCAACCUUUCAAAUGUUGACUUAACAUUUAAUUUUUUAGAGUGUUGGUAAAUGCUGGAAAGUCGUGAAAAGUGGGUCUUAAUGGUUUCACAUACCAAUACUAUCAUUAUACGUGAGUGUCCUCCGGGUAUAGACAUAAAUCUUCUACGAAAAUUUAAACUCAAAACCCCAACGAUUACAUCAAUAAAGAAAAAGAAAGUUGUGGUUUGUCAUACGUACGCACACGACUAACUGUAAUUUCAUCGUUUUAGCACGAACACAUUCACAUAUAACAAAGCACAUGCGUCAAAACGCUAUUUCAUAAAUAUGAUAUCUACACCUAUUUACAAACAUCGCAGUCCCAUAUUAAGGAUAACAUUUUUAAGAUUCUGACAUGAUCAUCCAAUAUAUACAC